GGCUCUGGUUCCAGCUCCAGCUCGUCUUCGUCUGCUGCUGCCGCUGUCCCUACUGCACCUGCUAGCACCUCCGGUCACGUCAACAUCCAAGUCGGCGCCAACCAGAAGUUCGUGUUCAGCCCGAGCAACGUCACUGCCCCUGUCGGUACCUUGGUUACUUUCUUCUUCCCGAGUGCUAUUGCGCACUCGGUGACCCAGAGCUCCUUCGACGCGCCGUGCACUCACCUCGCGUCCAACGGUAGCAGCCCGGCCGGUUUCGACUCCGGUCUCCAGCAGGGCACCCAGUUCACCAUCAACAUCACCGACGCUAGCGUCCCGAUCUACUUCCACUGCAAGGCGCCCACGCACUGCGGUCUCGGCAUGGUUGGCUCCAUCAACGCGCCCACGACCGGGGACCAGACCUUCCAGGCCUUCCAGGCCGCCGCCGUCAAGAUCGGCAGCAGCGAAAAGACUGAAUCCGACACUGGCUUUGCCUCGGGUGGUGUCGGGGCCGUCGCCACCGCGUCCGCCGCCGAUACCGCCACCGCCUCGGCCUCGGCCAGCUCGAGCUCGGGCUCCACCAAGAAGAGCGGGGCGGUCGGCCUCGUCGCGAGCGGUCUCACCGCCGCCGCCGGUGCCGUCCUCGGCGCUGUUCUC
Molecule: messenger RNA, 636 nt
Organism: Punctularia strigosozonata HHB-11173 SS5
Lineage: Eukaryota; Fungi; Basidiomycota; Agaricomycetes; Corticiales; Punctulariaceae
Exons: 5
Molecular function (GO): copper ion binding; electron transfer activity
Source: RefSeq, a predicted model, not a curated record